AUGUCAGCAUUGCAUGUAAGUUGUGCAAAAGGACUGAAUGAUGUGGUUAAAUACUUCUUGGAAAGAGAUGACGUUGAUGUGAAUUGCAAAAAUGAAAUGGGACAAACUCCUAUUUUCGAAUGCGUAAACCAAGGCCAUAACGACAUAUUGAAAAUGCUACUUGAGAGAAAGGAAAUAGAUAUAGAUGUGAAAGAUAUUUUCGGGCAAUCAAUUGCUACUAUGUUGAGGACAAUAGAAAAUAAUAAUGUUAGAGAAACCAUAGAAGCUUAUAUUAAGUCAAAGCAAUGA
Trichomonas vaginalis G3 is the source of this 288-nucleotide messenger RNA. RefSeq lists its product as uncharacterized. Lineage: Eukaryota; Parabasalia; Trichomonadida; Trichomonadidae. Bases 1 to 288 code for a protein of 95 amino acids. The record is from RefSeq and is a predicted model, not a curated record. Gene Ontology annotation, molecular function: protein binding. The transcript has a single exon.